Striga asiatica is the source of this 360-nucleotide messenger RNA. The record is from the annotation of a GenBank genome assembly. NCBI's taxonomy places the organism in Eukaryota, Viridiplantae, Streptophyta, Magnoliopsida, Lamiales, Orobanchaceae.
UCCCCUUUCCGGGUCCAGCUCAACUUAGAAGGGCCCGUGUACUCAACCAGAAAGAUUCGUGCAUUUAGCAUAUAUCUAAUAUCGAAAAGGUCGUCGCAGGCAAAAACAUCCGAAGCCAGACUGGUUUCGGAGCUAGAAGGCACAUCCAUAUUCACGUCCGAGCCCUAUAAAGUCAAGGGCCCGAUUCCAGAUCCGAAGCAGCAGCCACCGAAGAAGGAGCAGCUCAAUUGCCCACAGAAAAACCUGACAAAGAGAAUCUACUAUAGUAAAGGCCAAUUGUCACUGAGAUCACUUCAACCAGCGCAGGUUAGGGUCGAUAUCCUUGAGCCGAGAGCUGAGCUGAAAUUGGGCCGUCCCUCG